This is a messenger RNA of Acinonyx jubatus (cheetah), 2739 nucleotides long. RefSeq lists its product as uncharacterized. The record is from RefSeq and is a predicted model, not a curated record. Lineage: Eukaryota; Metazoa; Chordata; Mammalia; Carnivora; Felidae. The transcript has 3 exons. Gene Ontology annotation, biological process: virion assembly. The coding region runs from base 1250 to 2179 and encodes 309 amino acids.
GGGCGGGCCUACGCCAGCUGACUCCAUCUUGUUCUGUGUCCUUCACCUUGACCACACCUCCUCCCCUUGAGUAACCCCCCCCUCACCUGCCUAACAGGACUCGACCCUUCCCCAGGACCCUUCCCCAGCCAAUCGGCUGAGGCCAUAGCCAUUACCUCACCAACUGCCCCCAGGCCCCAAUAAAACCUUUGUCCUUUUGAAACUCGCUCUCUUUCCCUGGUAUCUCACCGCUGCGUCGGUGCAGGUAGGGGAUUGAGCUCGAGCUAGCUCGAAUAAAGGCUCUUUGCUUUUGCAUCGGACUCGGCUCCCUAGUGGUCUUUGGGGAUCACGAAUUCUGGGCAUAACAUUUGGGGGCUCGUCCGGGAUCCCCAAGAACCCCGAGGGACCCCGACCCGGAGAGCCUGACUGGCCACGGUUAGUGUCUGUUUGUUCUGUCUUUUCUGUGUGAGCUCAUUUCUGGAAUUCUGGUAGUGCCCGACGCGGUCUAAGUGGACGCACUGGAGGACCACGGGCCGGGAGUUUCGGAAGACGUUCUGAUUCUCCCUUCUGGAGGGACGUGGAAUCCCCUCAAAGGUCUGAGACGAGGCGGGUCGCUCCCGCUGGUCGGCGUGAGGCCGUCGUCUUUGGAGGGACGUGGAAUCCCCUCAUCGGUUUUGGAGGGACGUGGAAUCCCCUCAAAGGUCUAAGCUAGCUUGCAGUUUUGCUUCCAUGGAGUUGGAAGACUUUCUAGGGGCCCUCUGUUUGUCUGUUUUUGUGUUUCUCUGUUUUGUUCUGUGGACUUGCUGGACGGACGUUAUGGGACAGACUCAGACUACUCCUCUAAGUAUUAUGAUUGAUCACUUUAAGGAUGUGAGGGGAAGAGCUAACAACCUCAGUGUGGACGUCCGAAAGGGUCGGUUGCAGUUUUUUUUGUUCUAGCGAGUGGCCAGCUUUCAAUGUCGGAUGGCCACCAGAGGGGACCUUCGACCUCCCUACCAUCCACCGAGUCAGGAGUAUCAUCUCUCAGCCUAAGGCAGGCCAUCUUGAUCAGCUCCCUUAUAUUAUCACUUGGCAGGACCUUGUAGAAGACCCACCCUCUUGGCUUAAGCCCUUCCUAACCCUGCUCCCUCCGGAGCCAAAACCCAUUCUUGCUUUGCAGGAGACAGAGAAGAGGAAAAGUCUUACCCAGCCUUCAGCACCCCUCUACCCUGUCCUACAGGGGGGUACUGAAGAAGAAUUAAUUUUUCCUCCCCCGUAUAACCCCUCUAGGAUGCCGGAAGAACACCAUCCUCCCCCUCGGGGGGAGGCAGACGCUGUUCCGAGAGCGGGAGGCGGAAAUGCUCCAGGGGGAAGCCCGCCCUUUACCAGACAAAGGGCUCAGAGGGGGCAAUCCGCCUCCGCCGCCGACUCCACUAUUCUGCCCCUGCGAGCCACCGGACCCCCAGACGCGGAGGGGAAUCAGCCCCAUCACUAUUGGCCUUUCGCCACUAGUGACCUCUACAAUUGGAAAGCUCAGAAUCCUAAGUUUUCCGAGAAACCGGCAGGGCUUAUUGAUUUAUUAGACUCUGUUCUUUUUACCCAUCAGCCCACGUGGGAUGAUUGCCAGCAGCUUUUGCAGGUCCUGUUCACGACUGAAGAAAGAGAAAGAAUCCUCAGUGGGGCCCGAAAACUAGUUCCAGGCGCAGACGGGAAUCCCACCACCAACCAGGCUCAGAUAGAUGCCUCCUUCCCCUUAACUCGGCCCCAGUGGGAUUUCAACACGGCAGAAGUAUUUACAGACACCUUCUCUGGCUGGGUGGAGGCAUACCCAACCAAGCAUGAAACGGCUCAGACGGUGGCUAAGAAGCUACUAGAAGACAUCUUACCCAGCGGGCUCCAGAGGGCGCACGAGGACAUUUGGCCGCGCCUCCGUGCCAUCUACGAGGCUGGCCCGAUCCCGACACCUCAUCAAUACAGGCCAGGAGACUGGGUCUACAUCAAGAGGCACCACCGAGAGACUCUCGAGCCGCGCUGGAAGGGACCCUACAUCGUGGUGUUGACAACCCCCACCGCUCUCAAGGUAGACGGCAUCGCGACCUGGGUCCAUCACACCCACGCUCAGCCAGCGGACCCCUCCUCGAUCCGGAAGGACGUUGUCACGCGAUGGGCCAUCAGUCGGGACCAACACAGCCCGCUCAAGCUCAAGCUACAGCGCAUUUGACCUACCUAAUAUUGGUAACUCUGUUAACUCUGCUUGUCAUUGCUCAUGCUGCCUGGAGUCCCCACACCCCCCAAAACAUCACCUGGCAGAUCAUAGACACCAGCUCAGGGACAAUACUUAAUCAGACGUCCCAGAGCCACCCCAGGGACACUUGGUUCCCAGAACUUUGCGUAAACCUCCAAACUCUGUUCCCCUUGUCACCAUAAAUGCAGCCGGUCCCAUGAUUGGGUCCCUAAGCUACAUGACAAGGGGGGAAUGAAAGGGCGGGCCUACGCCAGCCGACUCCAUCUUGUUCUGUGUCCUUCACCUUGACCACACCUCCUCCCCUUGAGUAACCCCCCCCUCACCUGCCUAACAGGACUCGACCCUUCCCCAGGACCCUUCCCCAGCCAAUCGGCUGAGGCCAUAGCCAUUACCUCACCAACUGCCCCCAGGCCCCAAUAAAACCUUUGUCCUUUUGAAACUCGCUCUCUUUCCCUGGUAUCUCACCGCUGCGUCGGUGCAGGUAGGGGAUUGAGCUCGAGCUAGCUCGAAUAAAGGCUCUUUGCUUUUGCAUCGGA